Boleophthalmus pectinirostris (great blue-spotted mudskipper) is the source of this 1470-nucleotide messenger RNA. RefSeq names its product tyrosine hydroxylase (gene th). Gene Ontology annotation, biological process: dopamine biosynthetic process from tyrosine. Bases 1 to 1470 code for a protein of 489 amino acids. Gene Ontology annotation, cellular component: axon; perikaryon; cytoplasm. NCBI's taxonomy places the organism in Eukaryota, Metazoa, Chordata, Actinopteri, Gobiiformes, Gobiidae. Gene Ontology annotation, molecular function: iron ion binding; tyrosine 3-monooxygenase activity. The transcript is spliced from 13 exons. The record is from RefSeq and is a predicted model, not a curated record.
AUGCAUCACUCCAGCGGCUCCACGUCCUCCGCCAAGAGCAUCCGCAGAGCCGCGUCCGAGCUCGAGAGGGCUGAUUCCGUCACGUCUCCAAAGUUUCUGAGGAGACGCCAGAGCUUGAUAGAUGACGCGCGGAAGGAGAGAGAAGCGGCGGCGGCAGCGGCUGCAGAGGCGGGGGCCACGGAGCAGAUCGUGUUCGAGGAGGACGACGGGAAAGCGCUUCUCAACAUCUUCUUUACGCUCGGCAGCUCCAAGACCCCCGCGCUGUCCCGUACCCUCAAAGUGUUCGAGACAUUUGAAGCAAAGAUCCACCACCUGGAAACCCGUCCGUCCAGGAAGCAGAAGGACAGCCUGGAGGGUCUGGAGUACUUCGUCCGCUGCGAGGUGCACCUUACGGACGUCAGCACUCUGAUAGGCUCGCUCAAGAGGAACGCUGAAGAUGUCAAAACCACCAAAGAAGUCAAAUUUCACUGGUUCCCAAAGAAAAUAGGAGACCUCGACAAAUGUCACCAUUUGGUCACCAAAUUUGAUCCAGAUUUAGACCAAGAUCAUCCUGGCUUCACAGACCCCGUGUACAGACAGAGGAGGAAGAUGAUUGGAGACAUCGCCUACAGUUACAGACACGGAGAGGUUAUUCCCAGAGUGGAGUACACAGCCGAGGAGAUCGGCACAUGGAGAGAAGUGUACUCCACCCUGAGAGACUUGUACGCCACUCACGCCUGCAGUGAGUAUCAGGAAGCCUUCCACCUGCUGGAGAGACACUGCGGCUACAGCCCGGACAACAUCCCCCAGCUCGAAGAUGUGUCCAACUUCAUUAAAGAGCGGACGGGCUUCAUCCUGCGGCCGGUGGCAGGUCUGCUCUCAGCGCGGGACUUUUUGGCCAGUUUAGCGUACAGAGUUUUCCAGUGCACCCAGUACAUCAGACACGCCUCCUCCCCCAUGCACUCGCCCGAACCUGAUUGUGUCCAUGAGCUUCUGGGUCACGUCCCCAUGUUGGCCGACCGCACUUUUGCGCAGUUCUCACAGAACCUGGGUCUUGCAUCAUUAGGAGCUUCUGAUGAGGACAUAGAGAAGCUGUCCACACUGUACUGGUUUACGGUGGAGUACGGCUUGUGUAAACAGAACGGGGAGCUGAGGGCGUAUGGAGCUGGCCUGCUGUCCUCAUAUGGAGAGCUCGUGCAUUCACUUUCGGAUGAGCCAGAGAGGAGGGAGUUUGAUCCAGAGGCAGCCGCUGUUCAACCUUAUCAAGACCAGACCUAUCAACCAGUUUACUUUGUCUCGGAGAGCUUUGCAGAUGCUAAGGAAAAGUUCAGGGCCUACGUAACGGGAAUCAAGCGCCCCUUUGCCGUGAGAUACGACCCGUUCACAAGCAGCGUGGAAGUCCUGGACAACGCCCACAAGAUCCAAAGAGGUCUGGACUGUGUGAAGGACGACCUGAAGACGCUCACAGAUGCCCUGAGUGUGCUGGCGUGA